GCGGGCAGCAGCCGAUCAUUGAUGGUUGGCUAAUGGCAACUUCCGGGUAUUCUGUCAAUUGACACCCUGGCAACUUCAGGAGGAGGACACGAGGCUUGGUCUGAGUCUCCUUCGUGAAGUCAAACAGCUUUCACAGCCUCGAAGAUCUCAAGGCCUGAUUCGAGGACCUUCUAUCCGAGUCUCAAUUGGCCCCGUCCUUCCAUCCCCACUCAACACCAGGACUCCUCGGAAACGACCCUGGAACUUGACUAAGCUCGAGUCAAGAUGGAGGAGCAUUUUCCGUCCAUGAUCAAGAAGCAGUGCGAGGUGUGCAAAAAAACGGAUGAUCUGUUACGGUGUGGCGGAUGCUACACCUACUACUAUUGCGGCCGCGAUCACCAGACAUCUGACCGCCCAACUCACAAGACGACAUGCAAGACUAUCAAGGGCACCAAGACCAAGGUCGAGGAGGAGGAGGCCAAGCUGCAUGCCCGGGUGGCCGACGAUGACGACGAACUGCCAUCAGACGUUCUCGACACAGGCAGGCUGUGGGCGUUUAAACCGGCACGGCCGUAUUUGCAAGCACUGUUUGAACACGGCGAAAUACUCGUCCGUUCCUGGCGGCAGCAGGGGAUCGAGGACGCGCUGACCAUCUAUCUCAAGCUGUUAAAGCUGAACACGGUCGACAACCAGGCGGCGCGCUAUCUCGUCCCCGCUCUGUACAUACGGCUCGGAAAAAAUCAGGAGGCUUACGAUUUCUUGAAGGGAUGGGGGCUCCAGUUCCGAGGCAAGCCCGAGGCCAAACAGCUCGAUGAACCUAGCAAGGCGUAUCUCCACGUCAAGAACGCCGACGCUACCGAAGAAGUCGAGCUCUGGACCGGCAGCCGGUUCCUGGACCUCGCAUUCGUAUCCAGCCUGCAGCUAAUCAAGGUGCGCCUCCUGUUGGGCCUACAACACCUACUCCAGGCCCGCGCCGAACUUCCCCAGGGUUCACCUAUGCCGCCAGUUCGGGAGAUCCUCGCCGAUGUCCGCGGCAAGUACUGCGACGACAUUCUGGAUCGCAUGCCCGAGAUCUUCGCCGACGAUGCUUCGAUCGUCAAGAAGCAGGGGGAGCUCAACGAACAGCUCAAGGAGCUCUUCAUUGCCGUCGACAAGUACAACAAGCACUUCUGGCCCAUGAUGCUGCAGCCCGAGGAACGCGACUUCGCGAGCGGGUCCCAGAUGUAUACCCAUGGAUCGCGACAGGAGGCGCACCUCGCCUUCUCGCAAACGUACCCCGCCUGGUGCGAGACCCCGAUGGCGAUCGGGAUGAUUCGCGCGGCCGUGACUGCGGCUAGCCAGGAGUGACGGGAAUCAAUGUUGCUCAUCCAUGGUCAAGGGCAAGCUUGAAGGGCGGCCAUGUACCUUACAUAGCCAUGACCAAGAGCUCAGCACUCUGGUACUCAAUUUCAAGCUAUAAAGCCCCUCUACAUCAGGUACACUUUUGACUGGCGAAGUCCAAGUAGAGUUAAGGCGUUAUGAGAAGUAAAUCUGACCCUAGAUAAUUAAAAAUGAAGGGUGUUCAAAAUACACCCAGGUAGCAAAAGGUACGUCACC
Molecule: messenger RNA, 1575 nt
Organism: Chaetomium fimeti
Lineage: Eukaryota; Fungi; Ascomycota; Sordariomycetes; Sordariales; Chaetomiaceae
Exons: 1
Coding region: 265-1326 (353 amino acids)
Source: RefSeq, a predicted model, not a curated record